AUGGGUCAUCAUGCCAAUGCUUAUAGCCAGUAUCUGGCCUGGCUGCCACCGAUGGAAAACGACAAAAUUCAGCAAUAUCCGAACGCACGCGUCAAUGGAAGUAGCCAGAUGCCGGUGCGCGCACGCGAUUACCACUUUCCGAACGAUCCCGGUCACCAUGCCAAUCCGUAUUUGCCAGUGGUAUAUUUGCCAUUCUACUACAUACCACUUUUGCCAUGGAGCUCCUUCGCACCUUUUGGCAACACGCUGGGAUUUUACCAAAACGGCUGUUGGUACAAUACCGAAUUAAAUCAUCGAGCAGCCACGGCUCCACCACCGGCUACUGCUAACCAGCAGGAAUUUCUACUAGCCCAUGUGGUGUACCUGCAAGCACCACCACAGCAACCACAGAUGGUCAUCGAAGUCCAGCAAGCACAGACUAUUGAAUUCAUACAGCACGUGCCUCCACCUCCACGUCAACCGACAUCAGGCCCACCAAGCCAGCUUGUGACAAACGGUCACCAUAGGCCGGUGAUCUAUGUGAUGCCCGCCGAGCAGCCACACUACAUUCCUGUACAGAAUCCACAAUCGCAAACCUCCAAUGCGAUGCAAAGAGCGUCGGCUCCACCGAUUGUAUCAGUCCAGGAAUCUCCACAACACCAUCCGCCACAAAGUGAACUGAUUCAAACAUAUAUUCCUGCACCACACAUGCAUCAAAAUGUUAGGGGACCCCAGCAACGACCACCUUCAAAAUAUUCGACUACACCAAAUCCAGCUCCACUGAGAACUGUUCAUGCUUCACCCCAGAUGCAUUUACAAGUCGAUGGCGCCCACAAACUACCUUCACAAAAUCGUUCUCCACAUCAUCCAGAUCCCUUCAUCAAUUGUGAGGGGCAAUCCGAUCCAAACUUCAUGGAGAUCAUGGUGCAGCCCGAGGUUUCAGUAGUCAGAACCGCCAGAAGUGUAAUCAUUGACGCCAGACCAUUGACUUCCGUCCAUGAACCCCAAGUUGUCCCAGUUGUCGAGAAUCUGCAUUAUCCCUGCGAGUCUUAUGAAUCAAUAAAGAACCCAAAGUUCAACAAGAUCCAAAAUCAUGUAAAGACAGAUCAACCUGCCAAUAUUGUUGUGAGGGAAAAAUUUUGUAUACUAAAGCCGGUUGGUCCACCACCAACUGAAGCUUCCAAUGUGGUUCCUGUCCAGGAAAAUGGUUCAAACCGGAUUACGAACUCUGUCGUUGUACAGCAGUAUGUUCACCAGCAGGAAAAGCCACAGGAGGAGAUUGCUAAUAGCUUAGACGAAAGCCAGAAAGAAGAGGCUAGGGAAAUGGAACAGCCUGGAUCCCCGGAACCAGAGCUAAAGAACAUGCAGUCAAAGGUUCAAAUCGCUGAUACACUACCAGAAGCGAGAGUUAAGGCACCCCUAAUCACUGCCCAUCCGGAGCCAAUUCAUCAGGCACAUAUCUCUAAUUCUUUACGGGAGCAGGACCCACAGCCACCGACCACCAGUGCAUCCUCCGCUCCCGCGAAACCAACUACGCCGGAAAAUAGGAAAUGUAUACAUCUCACUGCGGCGCCUAAAGAAAAUCUCCCGAUGCCCCAGAAGUCAGAGGUCAUUGAGAACCAGUGGCCCGCAUUGGGUAGCCGCUUGCGAAAUAAACAGUCUAUCAAAAAGGAUUUUGUUCAACGGAAUACGAGGUUCCCGAAAUCAAGAACGCCCAUUGAAAAGCGAGAUUGUGCUUUGACACCAAGGAACCAACGUUCAGAUGAUCAAGUUAAAAGGGAAAACCCGCCAAGCAGCUUGGUGCCUCCAACUUCGCCUCGGGCACCAGCGGCGAUUUCCCAACCAAAUCCCGUAGUUGUCGAAAAGAGCUCUUCAAAGAACAAAACAGAUAUUUCUAGACCAUUGCAGGAAGAUAGGAAUGUGGUCAAUAAUAAUACUCUGAAAAGAUCAGUGGCUAAAAAACUUCCAGAACACGAUGUACAUUUGACAAAUCUUGGGUCGAACAUGUUUGAGCUUCUGGUAGAGCCGGAUCCACAUUAUAAGGAAGACUACAGCGACGGGAACGAGGACGGGAUCGGCGACGGGGACACAUCAGAGCAAGAUUACCCAAAAGCAGACGAUGUGCGUCCACCAAAGCCUACCAACUCCAAGAAGGAGAAGCGGCGCCUCAAGAAACAGAACACGGCUCUCAAAAAUCAACGCAUAUGCAGGAAGCAGGCCGAAAAGGAGGCGAAGCGGGCUCAGAAGGCAAAGGAAAGGGCCGAGUUAUCAAAUAGGGAAAACCCGAUGGCUAAUCAAUGCAACCAACCAACAUCAGCUAAAGAUACCCAACCCCAACCCCAACCCCAACCCCAACCCCAACCCCAACCCCAACCCCAACCGGGAUCCAUGCUGGUGCACAUUGCCGCUGAAGUCAACCUCUGUUACCAGCUGUCCGACGUGGUGCGAACUUCAACACCUGAACCAGAUGCUCCUUCGCCAGCAACUUGUGGCCUUCCAGAUGCGAAAAGCAAAGAAGAAACAACCGAAUCGCGAAGGAAAAAUAAGCCCAUCAAGAUAAGUUCAUUCCUAUCGGCGGUGAACUUUGUCUCAUUGAAAAGGAAGACCCAAGUUAUGAAAAAGCGAAGUCUGUUCAAGCGCAGGCCAAAUCAAAUUAGGAAACAUAAGCAAACCCAAACAAAUCCAAUACUUCGACUACAUAUCCAGGCUUCAGAUACUGCAAGAUCACAAGGGCCAACGUGGAAUUCUAAUCCACAGCUGCAGCUACAGCCACAGCCCAAUGUGGUGGACAAGGAUGCUUUCAAACUAAAUCGACAUCAGAUGAGCGCUUCAAAAGCGCUGGCCAUCGAGAAACGCAAGCGAAUUAGAUCGUCCGAUGAGGUGGCAGCUGCCUCCUGGGAGUAGUCAUCACCAUCACCAUCACCAUCUCCGACUCCAACUUCAACUCCAACUCCAUCCCGAUCCUGCCUCCUUGGCAGGGUAAACCGAAGGGCAAAAGGUGUGAGCUCAUGUAAGGCACCGAAUUUGACUCUACCUGGACUUUCCUUCCAUCUUUCAAUGGGUCCUUUCAUUCCCAUUUCCAUUUCCAUUUCCAUAACCAUUACCAUUAGCAUUCCGCUCUGUUGUUGUUUGCCAUCCGUUGUUUUGAUAUCAGUCACAGCUGCCGUUGAGUCGGGAAUUCUAUGCAAAAUAGUCCUGAGCCGGCGACCUUUAGUCGCGCCUGUCAAGUCAGUCCAUGUGGCCACAUGGCAGGGUGCAGUGCAUCGCGGAGCGCUGUAG
Messenger RNA from Drosophila erecta, 3258 nucleotides. Its product is annotated as serine/arginine repetitive matrix protein 1. NCBI's taxonomy places the organism in Eukaryota, Metazoa, Arthropoda, Insecta, Diptera, Drosophilidae. The record is from RefSeq and is a predicted model, not a curated record.